This is a messenger RNA of Cydia pomonella (codling moth), 1612 nucleotides long. RefSeq lists its product as uncharacterized. The coding region runs from base 354 to 1514 and encodes 386 amino acids. The record is from RefSeq and is a predicted model, not a curated record. The transcript has a single exon. Lineage: Eukaryota; Metazoa; Arthropoda; Insecta; Lepidoptera; Tortricidae.
AGCAGUGAGGAAGGCCAGCGUACACUGGAUUGGUGACAUUAUUUCCAAUUUAUAUGUGCGGUAGAUUUACAACCUGUUUUGAAUGAGAAGCUCAGAGUUACAACUUUGGUGGCCGCAACUUUAACUUUGUAAGGAAAUUUGUUACUCAAUUCCUUGUUGUCACGAGGUUAUGAUUUGAAGUGGUUCGCGAUCAACUGGGUGCUUCCGUUGCGUCAGCUGUUUUAAUCAAAAAGGUGAGUUCAUUUCUUAACGUGUUGUAUCAUAGAGAAAAAUACAAAACGGGUAACCGGAACGUCAGUAACGUCACAACAAAAAAAUGACUUAAAUACAAAAAUAGCUUUAAGAUUCACAUCAUGAUUUAUAAAUACGACGAAUUUGCUGAAGCGAGGGAAAUAUCCCAUGAUAUUAAUCAGAUACCAAACCUUCUGGAGAAAAAGUUAUUUUUUUCGCAGGACAAAGCAGCGGUACAAAAAUGCAGUAACCUAGUGCUGCAAAAGUCAAGAAAAAUUAGUUCUCAUUGCCUGGGCCCUACAUUCAGUACUGAAGCGCCCAAAUUAGAGACUUCUCACUUAAAUUCUAUGAGUUCUAUGACACAUCACCAAGUUUUUACUACUUUUUCCAAUUCGCGAAUUGAAUGGAAUCGUUUAUUAGAACCAUCCGCAAAACAGAAUUAUCAUGAAACUCCCGUCCAAGACGUAGAAGACGAUAUAUCAGAAGUCCAAAGUUCUGAAUGUAGACCUGAAUUAAACCCCACAUGGAAGAACCGUGUUGAUUGCAAUAUUAUGACAUUCCGUGAUCAAGGUACAAUGACGCGAAACUCAGUUGAUGCAAGCUGUGGUGCGCAGUUACCUCCGGUUGCCGCCUGCACUACAUCCGAAGCUUCAGUUAUGGCUUCUGACACCACAGCUGGUUGGUUUCCAAUCAGUCGACGCUCGUUCCUUGUUGAAAGUAGGUCAAUACCUGAUCGCAGCGUGAUGCAGAUUGAUCAAAGGUGCCAAUCGGCUAGAUGCCACUAUUCAGAUAUAAAAUACGUCCGCUAUCCUUUUUACCACAAAGAUAUAAAUAAGACCGAACGGCCCGAUAUCAUAAUUCCCGAAAAAAUAUCUCGGAAGAACAUCUACAAUGAAGGCAUUAAGGACGUGAUUUUGGACUGUAUUCCUUCACAUCCUAUAGGUAUAAAGUAUCCAAUUUUUUCUAGCUCAAAAUGCUGCAACAAAAGAGAAUGCGUUAAAAAUAUUGUAGAUGACUCCAAAAACUUCAUUCCCUAUUCCUUUAAAUCCGCCUCGCGAUAUCACGAAGCUUGCAAGGAGCGUUCAUCUAAUUAUAAUUUUGAACAUGAAUGUGAAAUUUCAAGCAAUAGAAAAAUGACAGAGUUUCCGAACAAAUGCAAGCAAAAAAUAUUGCAGCGUAAACAUCCUCGCUCAGGGUUGCCAAAAAGAAUCUUAUCAUCAAACCCCGACUUUGAUUUUUUUUUGAAGGAUAACAACUUUAGUAGUUGUACUACUAAGGAAUAAGCUCCAUUUUAUUCCGCCAUGGCUUUCAUUCAAAAUGAUUGAUACUUAUAUUAUGGUUGUAUUAAGUUAUCACAUUAAAUAUGUCGCACAAUUCCAAA